AUGCCGCUCGACCGGCACGACUGUCUAGCGCUGCUAGCGCAGCUGGCCGAGGAGGAGGACUUGCGCGUCACCGUGAAGGGCUCGGCCUGGGGCGCGCUGGUGGCCGGCUUGGGCGCGUUCGUCGGCGGCGUGGCGCUCGGCCCGCCCGGUCUGCUUCUUGGCGGCACUGCCGGCGGCGGAGCGGCGUACGCCAUGAGCCGCGACCAGUUCCGGCCGGCGGCGCAGGUGAUCCGGGAGAUGCCGCUGGACCGGCAGCGGCGGCUGGUGGCCUCUGCCAGCAGCCUGGUGCAGCGCAUCCGCGCCGAUGACGUCAUCACGGCGCUCGCCAUGCUGGCCACGGGCAGCGUCAUGGGCGAGCUGCGCACGGCCAUCAUCGGCCAGGUGGUGCACUUCCUCACGUCCGAGAUGGCGCUGCAGAUGGUUGAGUGACAUGCCUGUAGCUGGGGCUCGCGUGUGUCGCUGGGAGCGGUGCGCUUCAGACGGGGCUCGCGUGUGUCGCUGGGAGCGGUGCGCUUCAGACGGAGCUCGCGUGGGGCGCUGGGAGCGGUGCGCUUCAGACGGGGCUCGCGUGUGGCGCUGGGAGCGGUGCGCUUCAGACGGGGCUCGCGUGUGUCGCUGGGAGCGGUGCGCUUCAGACGGAGCUCGCGUGGGGCGCUGGGAGCGGUGCGCUUCAGACGGGGCUCGCGUGUGGCGCUGGGGGCGGUGUGCGUCAAACGGGGCUCGUAUGGCGGCGCGCGUCAGACGCAGGGAUCAGGUCGAGCUGAGUCGAGUCACGCGCGGCGGGAGAGGGUACAGAACAGCAGGUGCUGGACACAUGGCGUGCAACGCCCGAUUUUUGGUAUGCGAGCGGGUUACCAUGGUGACCGUAAGUGAUGUACUUUGGGACGCCAGCUCCCAAACACGACAUGACUGAUCAGUCGUCGGUAAUUGCUUAUCCUUCCCCUUCACAGCCACCCGGACAUGGUUUGUCAU
Molecule: messenger RNA, 972 nt
Organism: Pollicipes pollicipes
Lineage: Eukaryota; Metazoa; Arthropoda; Thecostraca; Pollicipedomorpha; Pollicipedidae
Product: protein C19orf12 homolog
Exons: 2
Coding region: 1-429 (142 amino acids)
Source: RefSeq, a predicted model, not a curated record